GCACCACACAAAUUUAUUUUCAGUUGUGACAGGCUUGGGCCGGACUACACGUUCGCGCAAACGUAAGCAGACCAACCUUCGUCAGCUGAUAGAUUCAAUCCUGUUUUGGCCAGGAAAACGCUCUACUCCCUUGCUAUCUUUUAUCCCACGCGUACUCCUAGUCCUUUCGUACUGGUUUUCAUAGUCCUCGGUUUCACAGUCUUUGGUCUGGACCGUUUGGUCUUCAUUGCAAUUAUUUAUUGUGUAGCGACUGCAUGCGAUGGCAACAAGCGCUGACGAGUUAUCAAGUUUCACAUCGUAACUAUGUAGCUGUUUCAUGUUUGGUGAUAUGGCGAUGAAUUUUUAUGUUUCUCAAGAAGAAGAGUCAAAAGAUAGGUCUUGGCAGCCUGUAAAUUGUGGUGUCCGUGUAUGUCCGGUGCGUCAUGGAGGACGAGAAACCGGUAUCGGACACCAGUGCUAGUGCGAGCGUUCAGCCGAGUGGCACUCAGUCAUCCGGCACAACCGGCCUGACGGUGAAUGAAUGUCACGAUGCAGCAGUUCGUCAGCCUAGUCCUGUUCCCAGAGAGCGCAGGCCGCGCGCCCCAGUAGUCAGCCGUCGACAGUCGUCAUCUGCGGGUAGCGUGGUGUCUGCUGUUGUGCCUCGUCGCCGCAGCACGAUCGGAAAGCCAUCGGAACGGUCUCCCCGAGACGCUGGUCCCACACCUGCAUCGCGGGCCAGUAGAAUACCAGUGCCUGCAACACCUGAGAAGACCAGGGAAUCGAUGAAAUCGGUGGAGUGUAACGACGGGAAACAUGAUCCACUGCAAACGACAUCCACUCCUGGAAACGCUAGCGACAUACACCACGACCAAACUUCUGAAAGUCCGGAUACACCAGGUGUUGCUGAGGGGGUUACUAGUUCAUCACCCGGCGUUGUUGUGCGAGCACGUUCGCAGGUAUCGUCGUCACCGGCACGUACGGUGUCGGAGAUCACGAGUAAUGCCCGGACGCCGGGUAGUCCCGUACGCAGCAGCGUGCCCGCCGCCAGAGCGGAUGCCAGCUCGUCGUCGGCAUGUGACCGAUCGCACACGCUGAGCAUGUCGCGGCGCACCUCCAAACCGCCGCCACCGCCCAAGGACAAAGCACGGCUGUCGGUACUGGUGGAAAACAGCAAGAGUCGCACCCCGACCGGCAGUCCAUUCAAUGUCCGCCGGCCAGCGCCAGCGCAUAGCAGUGACAAACAGGGCACACCGAUCGGCAAGUGUAAUGGCGACUCAACCCAGACACCGGAGCAGAAGCCUCAGAACCGUGACACCGCUGAUCAGGUACCAUCAAAGUCGCCGCCCGGGCAGUCGAAACCGCUAUCCAGACAGAGGACGGGAUCCGGAAGCGUGCCGAAACGCAAGGCGCCCGUCGUGGUGCCGAAGGCAAAGCCCACUCCCGCAGCAGCCAGCGGAGUGAAUCGCAACUCGUUUAGUAAGACAGUUGAGAUGCAGCCACGUCGACAAUCGCUCAAGUUGGACGACAAACUCAAGAAGUCCGAUGCACUUAGUGAAAAUGAGUCAAAACCGGAGGUUCAAUCAGCCGUCACACCAGAAGGUGUUGCAUCACAACAGAGCACUGGCCAUUCAGAAACAAUAACUACCAGUAGGUCAAUUGCGUUACAUUCGUCAUCGCCGAAUCAGGACAAAUCCCGAGCCAGUCCUCCCAGUAAGGAGUUUGCCAGACCAAGAGCAUCUGGUGCCACUCCACUAAAGCCACCACCAAAGGUCAGAACGAAGCCAAAGCCGGCCGUAGCUGCCAAGUCCAGUCCGAUACAAGGUUCACCGUCCCCGAAUCUACGUCCGUCCUCGUUGGCACAAUCUCAAAAUCGACUAUCAACGCCAGGCAAGCCGUCCAAGCCAGCAUCACCUAUUAUGCAACGGAGGUCAGCGCAGUUUGAAUGUGCAGGUACUCCGGAGGAGUCUCGUUCUGGUUGGCGAUUGUCAUUGUCCAGGGUUUCACCGGACGGACACUUUGACACCGCGCCUCGUACUGUGUCACCAGCACUGGCUCGCAAAGUAGCAUUAAUGGGAUUGGAUGCAGAGAGUCCAACCUCCGAGCAACCCCAUGGCCCAGGAAUCGUGUCACCAUCACCGCUAGCUUCGCCGGUCACGGAAACAGCCUCGAAGCCGAAUGUCAAAGAAGAGAGCAUGGCAAGCACUGGCGGGAGAGCUACUCCACCACUGCCUGCUAAGAAGCGUUCGCGUACCAGUGCUAUUGUCACCCCAGCGCAGAGCCAUUCUCCCAAACCAACAAGAACACCUCCAGCUGCGCCAGUGCCCUCUUUAAAAACUGCCUCCAGCGCAUCCCCUCGCCCUCCGCGCUCACCAAAGCCAGCGAAAAAAGUGCACACUGCGACAGCAUCCCCAGAUCUACAAUCAGAUGAGACAGAGUCCUCUCCUAGUCCACAGCCAAACUUUACUACAGGAUCUGCCACAACAGAUGAUUUACAAGAUCGACGCGCUCCCCGCAGUCCAGCGAGAGUGCAGCGCUCGAAAACGAUAAUGGUCCGGUCAGAGUCACCAUCUCCAUCACCAGGUGGCAUGUCACCUCUGGCAUCGCCCCGCAAUGCAUCAUCACCUGUGCCAAGGAAGAGAACGCGCACGUCUGUGACGAGCCCUUCUCCUGAAUUGGAUGCCGCACUGGGUAUUGCCGAGGCUAUUAGCAGUGGCGAGGACAUGAGUGUGCCAAGCACGCAGCCAUCAGCUGCAGUACUAUCCAAGUCACUUCCAACCGGAUCUAUCCUGCUGCAGUUCCAGUCGCCAACGGAAGAUAUCCCAGACAAGGAAGCUGCUACUACUGCUGACGGUGUUAAUAGUGCAGACGAUACUCAGGCUGAGCCUGAACAGCGAACACAAGCGGAUGCAAGGAGCAGCCGGCGCAAGUCCCCAGAGGACACUGUUCAUGACAUAGAGGUAAGCUCGUCUCGGUCCAGAUCGCCAACACGUCGUAGCAUGAAGCGUCGUGCACCAACUCCCCCGGCCAAUGUCAGGCCUUUCACUGUGAAAGAGGGCCAGCCCGCACCAGCCGGAAGUGGAUCACCGAAAACUUGGAACUUAUCACGUAGUCUGUCCACACCUCCGGCAUCGCCACUCACGCGACGCAGCAGCAACACAGUUGACGAUCGCAUGCUGCCAAGUAGCAUCAGUGAUAAUCAUGUCAUGUCAUUUUCUGCUCCAGCUGGUGAGAACACUUCCUUUCUUGGAAGCAACGAGGACAUACUCGGCACUUCAAGUCGUAGCUCUAGCCGAAUGGAGCUGGAGCUACAUCCCACUGAUUCGGAGUCAGGGAAAGAAGACGUGUCAACGGUCCGUCGGUCCAGGAGAGGUGCGCCACCACCGCCCAGGGGCUUGAAAUCUCCUCCGCCGAUUGCUGAAUUCCCCGACGAGCCGAGUCCUCUGGAUUCCCCAGUUGCUGGGCCUAUGUAUGCAAUGAUACCAGAGAUCGGAGGAGGACAGGCUCAAGGCAAUACCCAAGGCAAGAAAUCCGCCACCAGUUUGGGACCACCCCAACAGCCCGCACCAGCUGUGCCAGCUCCUGCCGUUCCAGAACCUGGCGCAUUGGCCGCCACACGUAAGCGGUCGGGUUCUAUCAAGAGGAAAGCACCGUCGCCCGUCAAUCCGUACGCCAGUGCCGACUCUCAGCAAAUGAGUGUAUCAAUGCCAUCAUCACCCUUACUACAGAAGAGCCCAUCACCGGAUGUAACGAUGCCCACAUCACCGCAACCGAAGCCUCGAGCCAGACCACAACGAACAGCACCUGCCAUUUCCAAAGCCGCAUCGGAGUCGGAUCUGGUCUCGGAAUCGCCUCCGCUGCCAAAGCGUAACCCCGUUACGAGGCAAAACACCGACACAUCUCUGCCCAUUGCUCCUCUGGCUAGUGAAGGCGCAUACGGUGUGCGCACCAUCACAGACAUGGAGUCACCAAUGUAUGCAUGCAUACCCGAGCUUGGAGGAGGCGCAGCAGCAGCAGCAGCAGCAGCGGGGGCGGCAGCUGGCAAGGAUGACCAAUUGGCACAGGACAAACGGGAAGAGGAUGGCAGUAACGAAGAGCCGCGAUCUGAGUCGGUGAGCCCGGAAACCGCGUCUUGUAAAUCACCUCACCUCACUGAGGAAGAAGAGAGACAGUUACAGGAGCAGAUCAAAACUUUGGAUGAAGAACUGGAGGUGGAGAAGAAAACACAGCGUAGCCUCCAGCAAAUGUUCAAACUCUUGGACGGCGACAAGGCAAUAGACGUGGCAGAGAAGAUGGACAAGAACGAGGCUGCCAUUGCCGAGUUGGAGAAGGAAUUGGCAAAGUUGAGAGAAAUCGAGUCUGGCGAGCGUAAGAUUGACAAUGAGCAGCGUAUACGCCUUCGCAAGCAGGUGAUCAAUGAGCUGGUGACGACGGAGAAAACCUUCAUCAACGACAUGAAACUGUGUGUGGAAGGGUUCCUAAAUCCCCUUCGUGAAGAGGGUGCUGUUGAUGUCAAACAGUUGUUCGGAAAUCUGGAGGAGCUUGUGGAGGUUGCACAGAACUUUCUAGAGCUGCUGGAGAGCCGCAUUUCCGUGGAGAGCGGUGAAGAGGCACAGCUUGCAAACUGCUUCACUGACAUGAGAGAUGAGCUGUCACAGGUGUACGCUCAGUACUGUCGCAAUCAUGAUGAUGCAAGUGAUCUGAUGAUGAAGCUUGACUCAACAACAGAGCAUCAAGAGCGGAUGAGUCAGUUGAGUGAAGAUGUGCGCACGCUACACAACGCCAAGGCGUGGGAUUUGCAGAGCUUCCUGAUCAAACCGGUGCAGCGCGUACUGAAGUACCCCUUACUUCUACGUGAACUGUCCAAGUAUACUGACUUCAGCCAUCCAGACAAGAAAGAACUCAAACAGGCCAUGGAGAUCAUGGAGGGAGUGGCACGUGAAAUCAACGAAUUCAAGCGACGCAAAGACCUGAUGCUGAAAUACAAGAAGUCAACUGAGGAAGCUGCUAAAGUGGGAAUGGGAAAGCUUAGCUGGCACUCAGUCACCAAGAAGACCUCGCGAUUCACACAGAAGAUCGGCCAGGCCACUGGAUUCACAGCCUCUACCAUUGACAAGAAGUUUCAUGAUGAGGAAACACUGUUCCGUGAACUGGAGAAGGCCACCAAACAGUUACUAAAGAAUGUCCAGGAGCACGUACAGUUUACACAGGAAUUGAAUGCUGUCAUGCAGAAAGUACUGCUGUCCUCUCAGAGUUUUUACGGCGACUCAACAGACAAUAACUUUGGCAUGUACCUCCAAGCGUGCAACUUCCAGAUAGGUGGCUCGUUCGGCAGCUUUAUGGAUGACUUGAAGACCGGUGUUGUGGACCGUCUUGAAAGGCUUAUUUCGCAGUUCGAAACACCGCGCUUUUUCAUCGACAAGAGAAACGAUAAACUACUCGACUACGACUCCUGCAAGAAUCGUGUGGACAAGUACAAGGCCGACCCGGAGAGGCUGAAAGAGUUCAAGGAGGAACUGAAGAGAAAACAGCGAGAAUACGAAGCAAUGAAUGCCCAGCUGCUCGAAGAUCUCCCCAAGCUGGUCACCGUCAGCUUGAAGAUCAUGCUGGGAAUUGUCGCUUCCUGGGAGAAUUUGCAGCAGAUAUACUGUGCGAACUGCGCUCAGAUCUUGACGGAACUUAGCACGCUGGACAUGAUUCCAUCUGGAGCAGAGAAUGAUGAUGAUGUUACCUACACCCACACUCAGACACUACUGUGUCUCUAUGACAAGUGGAAAGGCUUCAAGAUCGUACCCAAGGGAUGGGUGGAACGGUCGCUGGCGUCACCGACUAACCGCGGAUCACUACGUGUCUCCCGGAUGCCAUCAACAAUGAGCGGGUCCCUGGAUGCACUUAACCUCACGGCUGGUCGCAGAACAUCAGCGGAGAGUCUUGCUUCGUCUAGCGUCAGCAACCUGUCCAUCGACAGCAACUUCUCGUUUGAUCUGAAGAGUACGGCUCGCAAACGUCCCCCUAUACCCAUGUACAUGCAGCAAGAGUCCUCCAUCUCUCAGGCAUCCGUUGUCAGUGACUUUGAAGCUGGUAACGACACUGAGCUCACCGUCACCCGGGGCUCCUUCGUGGAGGUCCUGGCGAAAACUGACACCAGCAACAAUGCUGACUGGUGGAAGGUGAAGCAAGGUCAAAAAUCAGGCUAUGUGCCAGCGGCCUACCUCAGUGAUUCUGGCAUCUCGGAUGUGGGUUCGUUUAGCCGCAUGUCCUCCAACUCGUCAAUGACUUCCUCGCCGGGCAAGCCUCGUCAUGCACCACCCCUUGCCCCGAAGAAGUCGCGUGAGGAACCAGAGUACGCAGAAGCGGCAGCAGCCCGGCCAUCACAGACCCGAAAGACAUCGGGUGUCGGUGACGUCAAUCCGUAUCGUGCGGUGGACGUAUUGAUUACGAGCGGCACCGAUUCAGAGAGUGCUUCGAGUUCUGUCGCAAGCACUCCGAGCGUCUCUCCUGAGCCGGUCGCGUUCAACGCAGGGGCUCAGCGUGCGGAAGACUCUCGAUCAUCCAAGGUAUCAGUGAGCAGCAUGCAUGCACACUUGCCUGUGCAUCGGGUGGCGUAUGACUUUGAAGCGGAAUCGGCGACUGAGAUCACUCUCAAAGAAGGCGAACUUGUGAAAGUGCUGACGGACCAUGAUACAACAGGCAACAAUGACUGGUGGCUGGUCAUGCCCACUGACUGCGAGGACCCAACACGUCGUGGCUACAUACCGGCUGCCUACCUCGAGGACUUGGUUGCGUAGCAUUCCGUAACGCACUCACCAUCACCAUAUUGCAGAAGUGACUGGACCUUUCGAUGUCGAAAGAAUCAAAUAGCAUCAUGCCUAGAAGAAGAGAAAGAAUGGAUGACCGCCGUGCGUGAUGAAAGGUAACGAUGAAACACUUCGAACCAGUUUUUAGCACAAUGAGGGUCAGAAUAUACAUAUUUCACAUGGAUCUGAGUGCAGUACAAUCAGCAGCAGCAGAAGACGUAGCUAGACGACAGUUAGCAGUGUCACUUGCAGUGUUGCAGUGUUGCAGUGUUGCAGUGUUGCAGUGGCUUCGAUAUGCUCGCUGGUUUCACUGGUUGUCAAGUAACUAAGAGAACGAUCCGUGAAAACUUAUUCUUUCCGAAAAAGAUCUGUAUAAUUAUUUGUACAUACUCAGUCUGCCGGCCAUACUGCUUUGUCCAUUGCAGUCUUGUCGGCCCUAUCUGCUUUUGUCGCCGUGUCGUGUCUUGGCGACCUCGUUUCUGCUUGAUUGUUUGUCUAGAAUAUAAUAUAGACUUGAGUACUGUCUCUUGUUGUUGUUGCAACACUGCUCUCCAGUUCUUUAGUCAUAGUUAUUGAUAUUUCAUGUUAGUGCUGCACUGGUCUUCGUAUUUGUCCAAACGUAGUAUGAUAACUUACCAUUUUAUGUCUAUUAUACGCCGAUAUCAUAGAUAUUGUUUGAACUAGAGAGGUCGCAAACAGCGGAUGAACUAUUCUAUUGAAGUUUUUUGUUUCGUCUACGUGACUUCACGGAGUAAUAUAUUACUGGAUGGUAUUUAGUUUUGUUUAACCUUUUCUGCUCUUUCUUGCUCUCUUCAUGGCUUUCCUGCUGGCGGGAAAGACUGGCUGGUCCACAUUUUUUUGCUUUUUAUCUUAUAUAGCAUCUUACACAUUUGCUCUCGCCUUUCACUGCUCAUGAUCAUCCCACACACUGAUAGGCAUUUGUGAGGUUUUCAUCAAGUUUGUCCGGGUAUAAACUCA
This is a messenger RNA of Sycon ciliatum, 7751 nucleotides long. RefSeq names its product mucin-2-like. Gene Ontology annotation, cellular component: cytoplasm. The transcript is spliced from 24 exons. Gene Ontology annotation, biological process: intracellular signal transduction. The record is from RefSeq and is a predicted model, not a curated record. NCBI's taxonomy places the organism in Eukaryota, Metazoa, Porifera, Calcarea, Leucosolenida, Sycettidae. Bases 423 to 6764 code for a protein of 2113 amino acids. Gene Ontology annotation, molecular function: protein binding; guanyl-nucleotide exchange factor activity.